AUGGUAACCACUAACCAAUGGGGGUACUCUGUAGGCAUAAGGCAGGUGUCUUCGACGAUGCGCAACCGCAGCAUCAGCUCACCUGCAGAGGGGCAGCCGCCGGAACUACGUGCCGAUUCGGCCUGCGCGCGCGCCUAUAAUCCUCCAUUAUUGAAAUGUCCCAUAGAAAAUCCCUCAGAGUAUCCAACCGACAUGGUCACAAGAACACCAGUAGCUGAUAACCUCAGCGUAGAAGGCGCUAAGUCGCGGAACUGCCACCAAACUGAGCAUGCCGCCCGCUUCGUUACACCAGAUGGGCCGUCAUAG
Molecule: messenger RNA, 306 nt
Organism: Leptosia nina
Lineage: Eukaryota; Metazoa; Arthropoda; Insecta; Lepidoptera; Pieridae
Source: the annotation of a GenBank genome assembly